Mya arenaria is the source of this 6029-nucleotide messenger RNA. RefSeq names its product alpha-mannosidase 2-like. Gene Ontology annotation, biological process: protein deglycosylation; N-glycan processing; mannose metabolic process. Lineage: Eukaryota; Metazoa; Mollusca; Bivalvia; Myida; Myidae. The record is from RefSeq and is a predicted model, not a curated record. The transcript is spliced from 6 exons. Gene Ontology annotation, molecular function: alpha-mannosidase activity; carbohydrate binding. Gene Ontology annotation, cellular component: Golgi membrane. Bases 418 to 3669 code for a protein of 1083 amino acids.
AAACGAAACAAUCUUUAUUUUUGUCUGUACAAUCUGUUUUAUAGAUAAAUGAACCAUUUAGUGCAAGACAAAAUACUUCUUUGGAUCAAAAUAUUAAAAAAAACAAGUUUUUACCGGCAAUAUUGUAACACUAGCACAAAUGGUAUGGUGAUACAAAAUUCUUUUUUUUAUAAAAAUGCAUGAAUAAAUCAUUGCAAAUGUUCUAAAAUAUGAUAGAUAAGAAAUUGCUGUAAAAGAUUAUGUUGAAAUCACAAAUCUGCAAUAAAUUUUAAAAAUCAAUAUUCGCCGGGAACUUUUUGGUCACCAAAACGUGAAAUCUGCCAUAUAUGCGCACUGAAUGAAAUAUCAAGUGCAUUGGUUCACCAUCUCUUAUACACCAACAUUUAUGACUGAAGGUUGAAUAAGUGUACACUCCAAAUGAGACUGAGGAUGAAGUUUCGCCACCGUGUCGCAGUGUUUUGUGGGCUUUGUGCAGUGGCCUUUAUCUACAUUCUGAUGAUCUUUCUAGGUCUACUGCCCAAUACUUUCAGCUCACAUCAAGAAAAGCUUAGGAAAUUUAUGGAGCAGAAUCCUCUUCAAUUUCACUUCUAUAGGAGCCAAAUUAGUAGCGGUGAAUGCCGGGCCGAUUUUAGCACCCCUAAAGGUGUUAUAUCAACACUGGAGAUCUCUCAGAAAACCAACUACAAGAGUUCUGGUGGAGAUUACGUUCUACCACAUCCGCCUGUGGACAAGGUGGCUUAUGGCGCAGGCCUGGAGCCGCUCAAGGUGAUAAUCAUGCCUCACUCCCACGUGGAUCCUGGAUGGAUUGAAACAGUCGAUGGUUACUACAACAAGAAAGUUCGAAGCAUCCUUGACAGUAUGGUACGCAAGCUGCACAUAUACAAUGACCUGACAUUUAUCUGGGCAGAGAUUGUGUUCUUCAGCCGAUGGUGGGACGAGAAAACAGACCUUAUCAGGCUGCAGGUGAAGGAUCUUGUCAAGGAAGGUCGGCUUGAGUUUGUAUUGGGAGGAUGGGUGAUGCCAGAUGAAGCCAGCACCAGUUACACAUCGGUCAUCGACCAACUGACCGAAGGACAUCAGUGGCUUCUGGACAAUCUAGGGGUCAUUCCAAACAACAGUUGGUCAGUUGACCCUUUUGGCCACUCCGGAACCAUGCCGUAUAUUUGGAAGCUAGCAGGGAUGAAAAAUAUGGUGAUCGGUCGUAUACAUCAGGCUGUCAAGGGACAGCUUAUACAUGAUGGAAAUUUGGAGUUUAAUUGGAAACAAGUGUGGGAUGGUUCCAAUGAUGGGGAUAUCUUCUGCCACGUAAUGCCCUACAUGAUUUAUACUCUACAUCAGACAUGUGGCCCAGACAAGUACAUUUGUUCACAGUAUGACUUCAAGCAGAAACCUGGCGAUCCUAUGAAUGUAUUCGUUAAGCCUAUUACUCCCGAAAAUAUUGCCAAGCGAGCUCAAAGAUUAUAUGAGCAGUAUAGAUUGAAAGGGAGCAUCUUUAAGCAUAAAACUAUAUUAGUUGCCUUAGGUGAUGAUUUUAGAUUUAAUCUACCAGAAGAGUGGGAUCAACAGUAUGAGAAUUAUAAAAAACUGAUGGAUUAUAUGAAUAAUCAACGCGAAUGGAAGAUUAACGUUAAGUUUGGUACAUUGAAUGACUUCUUCAAAAAUGUGAGGAAAAGUGAAAAGGAUAAGGGUAUUCAGUUUCAGUCCAUAAGUGGGGAUUUUUUUCCAUACUCCGAUCAUGAUUCAGCUUAUUGGACUGGAUAUUUUUCAACAAGGCCCUUCGAUAAAAGGUUUUACAGAGAAACUGAGUCAAAGCUACACUCUGCUGAGAUAAUGCAUGCAGUUGCCAGAGCGUACAGUAAAAAAUGGCAAAGCGAACUCGUAGGAGGAAAUAGAGUACCCAAGUUGUUAAGUGAAGCUAGGAAUAAUUUAGGCUUAUUUCUGCAUCAUGAUGCCGUAACGGGAACGUCCAAAGAUUAUGUGAUGGAAGAUUAUGAAAACAGACUGCUUGAUGCUUAUAACAAUGCUGGCAUGGUUAUAAAUUAUGCUGCACAAUUUUUAUUGACUCAAGGGAAGCUUCCAAGCGAUCCCCCAGUCUUUGAACAAGAAUUAACGAGAUUGGAUGGAAAACAUUUCGCCAUGCAUAAUACAAUAAAUGUCACCAAGUCAGGAUCAAGGAUAGCCCUGUUUAACCCCACUGGUCAUAUCCGAUCAGAAUUUGUUGAAUUUAUAGUUGACAGCAUUGAUCUUGAAAUUAAAGACUCCAAAAGAAAGGUUAGGCCGUUUCAGAUAAAUCCAGUGUAUACCUCGCCGACAGAAGUGGAUAGAAAGGUAUUCGAAAUUGUCUUUCUUGUAGAAAUCCCAGCAUUUAGUAUUGAGACAUAUAUUAUUCAGAAAACCAACAAAUCACCUUCCGGUUUUUGGUCCAAGAUAAAAGUAUACAACUCUGAUGAAUUUAUUGUCGGCCCGGAGUUGAAAUUUGAGCAAGAAAUUCCAAGACGAAGAGGGAAUGUCCAUGAACCUAUUUUUAUAGAAAAUAGCCAAAUUGGUGCAGAAUUUAAGUCCUUCAAUGGUCUUUUGACUAAAAUUGUCGAUAAAACCAACAAUCGAACUAAAGAGACACAAGUUUUAUUAGAUUUCAAGGAGUACAAAUCAAGAGGAAGUGGUGCUUACAUAUUUUUUCCGUAUGGAUCAGCCAACGAUAUUGUUCAACCUACACCAGUUGUAAGAGUAGUGGAAGGGCCGUUUGUUACUGAGGUACAGGUUCCAUUCUAUUGCAUGUACCAUCGCGUGAAACUGUAUCAUCACCCCGGUUUACAAGGUAGACAGUUACACAUUCAGAACACUUUGGACAUGUUUGCUGUGAAUUUCCGCGAUAAGGAACCGAUUAUGAGACUGUCAACCAGCAUUUUAAACGAGAAAGGCUCAUUUUUCACCGACCAAAAUGGUUUCCAAUACGUUCAAAGAAAAAGUCACCCAACUGAUAAGAACUAUCAAAAUAUUGAGCGCAAUUACUACCCAGCUACAACAAUGGCUUUCCUUCAAGACUCUGAUACAAGGAUAACUCUUCAUACGGGUCAGCCAAUGGGAGUGGCCUCCCUUGAAAGAGGAUGGCUAGAGGUCAUGCUUGAUCGACAGCUGUUGUACGAUGAUGGGCGGGGUUUAGGGGAGGGUGUGUCCGAUAAUAAAUUGACCAUGACCUCAUUCAUUCUGCAAGUCGAGCACAGUGACCUAGCUCUGAGGGAAACAACUUUUUCAUACCCUUCAAUACAGAGCUUAGUGACUAACGAGGUAUUAAUGCACCCUCUUGAGCGAAUAUUUUCGCUGAUUAACUCAGAUAUUGUAAAUUUAAAUUUUUCACCUAUGCAAAAUAGUUUACCUUGUGACAUCCAUAUUUCUAGUAUGAAAACUUUGUAUCAUUCCAAUGGGAAUUGUGAAGGAACAGGUCUUGUGUUACAUAGGAGGGGUUUCCGGUGUGGUUUGCCAACUGACGCUGUGCCAUGCCUAGAAAAGGACAUAAAUCUGGAAGGGUUAUUUCCUGGUGUAGAAGAUAACAGCAUUCAAGAGACAACUUUGGGAUUUACCAAGAAGAAAGCCAGUCAUGUGUCAUUAAGAAAACUAGAUGUAUCUCCCAUGGAGAUCAAAUCAUUCCUCAUUAGUGAAAAUAAUUAGUUAGACUGUGAUGCAUGUUCAAUUAUGUGUGAAUUUCUUCUCAUGCUUAUUAUAAUGUUACCAUUAAAUUUGCUGUAUUUUUUAUUGCUGUGAGUAAGAAAUGUCCUAGUAUAGUCGGCAUUGACAAAAUAAUUUGUUUAUAUUUAGAAAUAAAAAACAUACUGCAUACAGUUGAAACCCAUUUACUUGACAUUGCUUAGCUCGAUUUCCUUGUUGGCUCAAACUAAAUGUAAAGGACCGAAUUUUUCACUCUAUGUAAGCACUGCUGCUUGGUUCGAUAUUCGUGAGGCUCGAAGUAUUUUGGCUUCAUUCCUGAUUUCGGCCGGUUCCUGGGAUAUCGAGCCAAGGGUUUUGAAAGUCACUGUAGAUAGAAUUGGUUGAAAUAGGCCUCUUGAAAAGCCCUAAUUACCAACUAGCGAAAAGGAUUUACUAAAAUGAUAACCAUUUUAAUGUGUCUUCCAACAACCCACAAUAGUUUUUAAAACAUUAAAGAUGCACUCUUACUCCAACAUUAGAUUUACCACAAUUAAUACGAUUGUUUUGUUAUUCCAAAAACAAAAAAGGCUGAAUAAAUGUCGAAAACAAUGGUUCUUAUGAAGGAUACCCAUUUUAUUUUGAAGGAAAUGUGCAUAAAACACAGUAUUUCUACCAUUUGAGAUCAUAGUAGAUCACAGUAUCACAGUAAUUCUUUUAGCAUUCACCAAUCAUUAAAUAUUUUUGCGUUUUCAGCUAUUAAAUACACGGUUACAAUAUUCUUGCCAGUAAUUAAUAUUUUCCAUAAAUGCAUUAUUUAGUAAGUAGUUAAAGGUUUAUCACCCAAAUUAUAAAUUAUAUGGAGUGUAUGCAUUGAUAUUGAAUAAGAAUGUCACUUUAACAAUAAACAUUCAAAUGUUGACCACUUUUAUUUUAAUGUUAACACUUCUUAAAUUGUGUUUAUAUUUUACAUGAAACUCACCAAGAGCAUUCUGUCUACAACGGUUGUAUGGAUAAGGUUUCUGAUUGUAGAUUUUAAAGUUGCACUCUUACAGAUUGACCUUUUUGACAACUUUUUUAUAUUUUGUCUUGGAAUGAGCAAUUUUUUGCGUAAAUGUCUUAAGACCAGUGAUAUAAAAAGCCUAUAUAACUGCUGACAAAAGAUCAGAUUGCAGUUUUCAUAUAGAUUUACGUUUGAAAAUAAAAUGAUGUUUUAUGCCGAUUGACUCAUUUUUCUUAAAGUAUUAGUAAUGCUAAAAAAAGUAACACUUUUAGCCAUGAAAUAUCAGUUUUCGAAUGUAAAUUUGAAAAACAACAAUCUGAUAUUUUUCCACAUGUUUGGUCCCUGCUGCCAGCGAAAUAUUGUUUCAAUUUAUUAUUUUUCUAUUUUCUUUUUUAUUCUUAUAUAUAUCAUAUAUAUUUUGUUUUUAAAACAUCUCUUUGAUGUAUGUUGAACAAGUUCUUCCGAAAAGAUUUAUAUUUGAUAACAUGAAAAAAAUGAUAAAUGUAAAAUAGUAAUUGCAACCUGUAUUAAACCUAUAUGUCUAUUUGUAUUUUGAAUUGUAUACAUGUACACAUGUUUUGUUGAACUAUACACUUACAGUAAAUUAAAUAAAACUGUUUGAAAGUUGCUAUGAUACACAAGUACUUUUUUUACUUGGUACAAAUGUUUAUGGUAUAUUUUUUCAUAAGUAUUAUGCCCCCAUUCAGAGAUGAUAUGGAAUUUAUGUAUUCAAAUGUUGGUCAGUCAGUCUUAAACUGUAAAAUGAAUGAAGGAUGAAUUUGCCUUAAUCAAAAGAAGUCCCUUUGUUCUAUGGGUCAGUAGGUACAUUUGUAGAAUUAAUUGUACACACAAUAUAGGUAUUGCUUACAAAGUUAAAAAAACUUUGGUCAUACAAUAACCCCAUAUAACAGUAUGACCUGGGACCAUGAAACUUCAAUGGUAGAUUGUAUUGAUAUAUUUGGAGGCAUUUUUUAUUCGAAAUCUGAGAGAAAAGUGUGACUUAUAAUCAGUGAUUUACGAUUCAUCUACAUUCCUAAAGUUUAUUGAUGUUAAAUUUUAUAUUUGAUCUAUAUAUAAACUUGAUUUAUAUUGUACUUAUAAUAAUAUAUAUUUUACAUAAGUGAAAUACAUUGCUAUACCAAAUGUAAAAGAAUAAAAAAAUAAACAUGUACAUUUAUUGUUAGGCUCUUGUUAAAUCGUUUGAUGUCCUGAUCUACUGUACCAUAUAAUUAUACCAUAAAUGUCCUAUGUGACACGAUGCACAUCUUUUCAAGUGUCUAUUUUCUGAUUCGGCAACUUGAACAAUGCUUACAAGCUUAAAGAUGCACUUUUACUCCCAAAUAAGAUUUCCCACAAUUUAUACAAUUGUUUAAAUAUACCAAAA